This is a messenger RNA of Vollenhovia emeryi, 471 nucleotides long. RefSeq lists its product as uncharacterized. Lineage: Eukaryota; Metazoa; Arthropoda; Insecta; Hymenoptera; Formicidae. The coding region runs from base 11 to 388 and encodes 125 amino acids. The record is from RefSeq and is a predicted model, not a curated record. The transcript has 2 exons.
CGCUAAGAUCAUGGGGAGUACUUAUAGACUAAAUGUCUGGAAGUAUCUUAUGGACUGCAAUUUAAAAAUUAAUUGGUGCGUUGGACAUCAAGGACGCUCUUUCUCUGUUCGAUUUGAUAAGAAAGCUAAACGAGAAUUGGAGAGGCGUCACCUCUCACCUUUCGGGGAUUCGUGGAAGGCCUGGAAGGUAUCGGGCGAACAUAGGCCGAAAGGAGGCAGCCUCGUGCUGAAUCCAUCUCGAAUUUCCCGCCCGCCCGACGUGAGUCGUUUACAAGUGCGUUCCACUUUAUGCACGAUGCACAUAAUGCAUCUUGACUCUCCAAUGAUUCUCUUGCGUUUGGAAUUUUAUCCGCACAUUUUCCAUAUCCGCAGUCAACUGAAAAGAUAAACUAAUAUAGCCUAGCACUAAAAAAAAAAACUCACGUACAAGAGAGACUCUGAUUUCUCGCCCUUUCACGAAGUUGAUAAUGC